AUGAAAAAGAAAUCGACUGGAACUUUAGCUGAUAAGAUAGCAGGUAUUUUGAAUACCGCCCCUUCGAGUAUUGACCCUGAAGAUGAGGUUGAUGACGCCACGGUUGCAAAAGUUGUGGAAGACGAUGUUGAAGAAAACGAACAAGAAGAUGAAAUUUUGAGCAAAUUUCGUCAAAAAAACAUUGACCUGUUAGCUGAUUUAGAUGAGAAGUAUGCCGGAAAAAAGACCAGUCGGAAGAAUUUGAGGGAUUCCGAUUCAGAGGACGCAUCGCUGGGAAGUUUGGACGAUAAGGAAGAAGAAGAAGAAGAAACUGAAACAAAAGGCAGUGCGAGCGAGAGCGAGGACGUGGAAGAAGAAUCGUCUCAAGAAGACUCUGAAGGUCCAGAAUCAAAUGAAGAUUUAUCAGAAGAUGAUGGGGAGUUGUCGGAAAAUGAUAACACUGAAGAGAAUUUCAAACACAUUUCGGACACGAAUGUUUCAAAACAAAUUAAAAAAGGGCUUUGUGUGAGAAACCAAAUGGCAAUGUGGGAAAACCUCCUAGAAGUACGAAUCCAACUCCAAAAAUGUCUCUUGACUGCCAAUAAAAUGCCACAACCCGAGAAGUUUAAAGAAAUCAAACAAUCUGAUCCCGAUUUUUCCAAUAAAGUUAAUGAGACAAAAAACAAAUUAUGUGAUGUCUUAGAUAAACUACUAUUGUUACAAAAAUUGCUGUAUAAACAGUAUCCUGAAACAAAAAAUUUGGAUCAGACAAGCGCUCAAAGUGAAAAAGUUGAAGAUCCUGAUGAUGAAGAAAUUCCAAGUGAUACAGAUGUUGAAGAAUCAGGCGGCGAAGAAGAAAUUGUAAGCGAUACUCCCAAGAAGAAACGAAAAUUAGAAUAUUACGAAAGCGAAAUUUUCGAAAAACACAAAAAAUACAAAGAUUACAGAAACAACAUCAUACAGAAAUGGAACGACAAAACGCGCGUUGUGGUCAAAGGGGGCACCACUUCGCACUCAGUUCUAGACCAGAUUGAAUACAAUUUGAGUAACAAAGAUAAGCUUAUCAAGAAAACGCAACUCAAGCGUUCCCAGUACUCCAUCCUAGGUGAAGAAGAAACAGAAGAUAGAAACAGUGAGGAGUACAAUAGCGAGAUUUUUGAUGACGACGAUUUCUACCAUCAGCUUUUGCGCGAACUAAUUGAAGUCAAGUCAGCCGACGUCAGCGAUCCAGUGCAGUUAAGUCGCCAGUGGAUUCAGUUACAGAAUCUAAGGAGCAAAAUGAAGCGAAAAAUCGACACAAGAGCUACAAAGGGACGCAAAAUACGAUAUGCUGUACACAGCAAACUGGUUAAUUUUAUGGCGCCCAUUGAUGGGAAUUUAUGGACAGAUGACGCGAAAAAUGAGUUGUAUAGCUCGCUCUUUGGCAAAAAUAAAACUGCAUCUAAUUUAUAAAAUAAAUUGUUUUAUAAA
Molecule: messenger RNA, 1449 nt
Organism: Tribolium castaneum (red flour beetle)
Lineage: Eukaryota; Metazoa; Arthropoda; Insecta; Coleoptera; Tenebrionidae
Product: protein AATF
Exons: 3
Coding region: 1-1431 (476 amino acids)
Biological process (GO): regulation of transcription by RNA polymerase II
Cellular component (GO): nucleus; nucleolus
Source: RefSeq, a predicted model, not a curated record